Molecule: messenger RNA, 2280 nt
Organism: Danio aesculapii
Lineage: Eukaryota; Metazoa; Chordata; Actinopteri; Cypriniformes; Danionidae
Product: sialin
Exons: 12
Coding region: 204-1730 (508 amino acids)
Biological process (GO): transmembrane transport; monoatomic anion transport
Molecular function (GO): transmembrane transporter activity
Source: RefSeq, a predicted model, not a curated record
AAGAAAAGUAGAAGAACUCUAACAUUAUCUUGAUGUAUGAAAGGAGUAAACAUCUCAUUUUGCUUCAAGAUUCAGUGCACAUUUAUAAGGUGCUAGGAGAGGUUUGGGCUUCCCAGUAGAUGCAGAUAGUCUGAGAUUUGUGGAUGUCAUACUUCAGCUAAUUCAUGUUCAGUCCAUAAACUUGUAUCUUAAUUUAUGCAAUCAUGGCACUAGAAGACGGUUACUCCAUCAACACGACUGAAGAUGACCAGGACAGUGACACGGCACCGCUUCUUGAAAAAGAAGUGCAAGAAACCAAAGUGCCUCCCAAAUGCUGCUCUGUACGCUGCAAUCUGGCUGUUAUGAUGUUCUUUGGCUUUGCUGUGGUUUAUGGGCUGCGUGUGAACCUCAGUGUUGCCAUGGUUGCAAUGGUUAAUGGGACCAAUGACCAGCCAUCACCUAAUAGCAGUAUAUCAAAUGAAUGUCCAGCACCGUCCCCACUGCAUGAUAACAACAGCCAGAGCUUAGAACAGCCAGAAGGGAUUCCAAGGUACCCGUGGAAUUCGGAGACACAGGGAAUGCUUCUUGGUGCUUUCUUUUUUGGAUACCUGUUCACUCAGAUCCCGGGAGGUUAUUUAUCGGGUCGCUUUGGAGGAAGCCUGUUUCUGGGUGGAGGUGUGCUGGGAACGGCUCUCCUGACGCUCCUCACCCCGCUGUCGGCUCAACUCGGAGCCAAGUGGCUGUUCACCCUGCGUGCACUGGAGGGUUUCGGGGAGGGGGUGACUUUUCCUGCCAUGAUGGCGAUGUGGGCACGCUGGGCUCCUCCACUGGAAAGGGCUCGUCUGAUGACAUUCUCUGGUGCCGGCUCUAGUUUUGGUGCAUUUGUGGCUCUUCCUCUCACUGGCUUCAUAUGCCAUAGUCUGGGCUGGCCUGCAGUCUUCUACUCCUGCGGUGGUGCCGGGUGCCUGUGGGCGGUGUUCUGGUUUAUCCUGGUGUCAGAUGAACCACGAACUCACCCCAGAAUUACUGUCCAAGAGAAAGAUUACAUAAUCAACUCGUUAGGUCAACAGGGGACUGCUCAUGGUUGGUCAGUGCCUGUGUGGUCUAUGCUGUUCUCUAUGCCUCUGUGGGCUAUAAUCAUCCCUCAGAUGUGCUCCAACUGGUCUUAUUACACUCUCCUCACCUCUCUGCCCAUAUACAUGGACAGCGUACUCCACUUUGAUUUGCGACAGAAUUCGUUCCUCUCCGCUCUGCCGUAUCUUGCUGGUUGGCUGUUUUCUGUGGGUUCAGGAGUGCUGGCUGAUAAUCUGCUGGAGAAGGAGAUCCUGAGUGUCACCGCCGUACGCAAAAUCUUCACUUUCAUAGGUCUCUUUCUGCCGGCUGUUUUCCUGCUAGCUGUGGGCUUCUCGGGGUGUAGUGGUGUUCUGGCUGUGACUUUUCUGACUUUAUCUAGUGCGUUUGGUGGAUUCAGUGCUGCUGGUGUCUUUAUUAACCAGAUUGACAUCGCUCCACGGUAUGCAGGAAUGCUUCUAGGAAUCACAAACACUUUUGGGACCAUUCCUGGUGUACUUGCUCCAAUCGUAGUGGGUUACUUGACCAAAAAUCACUCAGUUUCCGGAUGGAGGAAUGUGUUCUGGUUGUCGGCUGGAGUGAGCGCAUUCGGAGCCAUCUUUUAUGUGAUCUUUGGCACUGGGAAGAUUCAGAGCUGGGCAAGAACAGAUGAGGAAUCAGACACAGAUGAGCAAGAUUAAACAUUUCAGAUCGCCUUAUUUGAGUUUCAUACUCGACACAUGUGCUACCAGUCGAAAGUUUGGACCAACUUCACUAAAUUAUGUUGUUUUAAAAGGUUUAGACAGAUACAGAUAGUGCCUGUUUUGUUAAUUUCAUAAAAAUUCAAAUUUUUUGUCUUGUUUCUAGUCCAAAUAUCUAAUAACUCUUAAAUCAAGCAGCAUUUUCUAGACCGCCAAAACUAUUGUUUUAUUUUAAGAAAUAGCAUGCUAUAAUUUAAGUGAGUUUUUCCCUAAAACAAACUAAAUAGUCUGGGAAAGGGGUAAGCAAAAUAAUCUUGUUUUUCUUUUUGACAUAAGAUUAUUUUGCUUACCACAUCGGCAGAUUAUUUUGCUUGUUUUAAUUACACUUAAUUUUUGCAUAUUUUGUCUUAAAACAAGACAAUAAUUGUGACAAUGUUUUACUUGUCUACACUGUAAAACCUGAUAAGUUAACUCAAACUGAGGAAACCGAUUGCGGCAAACCAUUUACUUUUUUAAAUAAAAGGGUUUGAGUACUGUAAACUUUAAUAUA